This is a messenger RNA of Colletotrichum scovillei, 2821 nucleotides long. RefSeq lists its product as uncharacterized. Lineage: Eukaryota; Fungi; Ascomycota; Sordariomycetes; Glomerellales; Glomerellaceae. The record is from RefSeq and is a predicted model, not a curated record. The transcript has a single exon. Bases 1838 to 2371 code for a protein of 177 amino acids.
UCAGGGGUGCCUCCUGUUUGACGGGGGGUUGAAAUCUUGACUUGCUUGACUGGCUCCUCGUCGUCGCAGCCCCCGUUCUCCAGAGGAGAUGCUACGCUGAUUCCCGCGUCCACAUUUGGCAUUGCACAUGCAGCUGUCCACUGGUUACGGAGCAAAUUAUCCUCAUGAGCUGCAUGUAAUUACCCUCGACACUACACUUGACACUUGACGUGCAAAUAUUUGCGCGGCCACUACGAAAGCAUCCGUAGCCAUAGCUUACGGAUAUACGCACAUAUCAUCGUGAACGGUGAAUCCGUAGCUCAUCAAUAGAGUCCAGCCGUCGCAUCCCUUCGUCCCAAAUACAUCCUCCCAUCUGCUCCCUCCCUCCCUCUUCUUUUCACCCCAUCUUUAUCCCUCGGCUGUCGUCUCUUGAAGUCCUAAACCCUUGGCUAUCCUGUCUGGUUUUACCUUUUUAUGCAGUGCAGCCGCCAGUAACGCACCCUUCGCAAUCGCACACGGGAGCCGUCCGCAUUCGCACGCCGUUCCCGAGGUCGUCGGCCAUUCCUCUUGCGCCCUAGGCCCAUCGCCGUCUCGUCUUUUUUAUCCAUUCCCAGGGCAUCGUUAGCUUCCUCUUCCUCGGCCCUCCUGUACCUGGCUACCGUUCUUUAAUUAAAAGUAGCUUCCCUCCGGCCUUGUAUCCGUGAGCUAUCGGAUACGAAUAUCGCACAUCCAAAACCCUCCUAGGUACUCCGUACGGACACACUACCUGGCCAACCUUGUCUCGCCCUACAGAACAACCCCAACCUAACCUUGGAACACCAGCCAUUUCCCGGCCUCACCACCACGACACCACCACGCAUUUGGACAUCCAGCCAGCCUGCCCUGCCCGCCCGCGUUGCUUCAUUUCUCGGUUCCUUCCUUCCAGCCCCUGCACCGCUGGAAUUCCCACUUUCACCUCCUCCGCUAUUGAGUUGUGUUUGGCAUUUUACAGCCAAAUAUCCAAUAUCUCCCCCCGCCACCAUUUCUUCUCAGAAAACACUCUUCUCUCCCUUCGACUUUCGCUCUUCUUUUCCUUUCUUUUCUAUCCAAUCUUUUGAUACGCCGUCUCUCCCUCCCUUGAACGCCAAACUUCCAACCAAUCGAUCUCUAUCUGGACAUCGACAGUGCUGCAACGAUCUGCAUUCCCCCGGUGACCUGCAAUCAAGACAAGAAAACAAUUGGACCCGACUUAUCCACCAACCAGUGGCAAUACGAACCCCAUUGAAUCAUAACCCGCAAGCUCCCUCCUUGCUUGCGUCAACCACCAACCCAUCAAGCGUCCGAUCUGCCCGAACUUCUCGAGUCCAGCCUCCACGUCUUCCCACCAGCUCGUCACCUUCUCGUAUCUCCCGGCCUGGCUCCUGCAGCUUGUUCCGUUCAAUCCGCUCCACCGCACCUGCCAUAGGCUCACCAGCUAUCAAAAAGCUUGCUGGAUCGAGACAGCACUAGCGAAUUCCCGCCAAACCUGAGCCACGCUAUGAUGACGUGAAAGACCAGCGUCUCGCCCCUGCCCAACCAUAGCUACCUCGACUAUUUCCCUGUUUCGACAUCUACGCCUUUGUAGUUCCGUUCAAUACGGCGCCAAGGAUCCUUCCCUUCGGUCUCAAGAAUAGUCAACGACGCAAAGUCAUCUCGGCAUAUCGAGCGAAAGAAAAAAGAACUCUCGUUCACCACAAAAUCCAUCGAUUGGCAGUCAUCGCUCCUGCCACGCCUACUUGAACCCUCCAAUCGCGGAUCUCCGAGCUCGACGAUCUCUGGUCAUUCGCUCUCUUCUACUCAGCCAACCCCUCAUUCGCUUUACCAACCACCAACAUCCAUCAUGUCUUCUUCUGAUGGUUCCCUCGGCAGUACGGGCAGCUCAUACUCGCUCUCCAACAUGCCUUACACCUGGAUUCUCACGCCGCUCAUCGUCUUCCUCGCCCUCGGCAUCAUCGCAACUCUCGUUCAGUUUCAACGCCGCCGCCGUCUCCGCAAGCUCGGCCUGCAGCGUCCCUGGCCCCGCCGCGACUUGGAAGCGAAUCGUCAGAGAGGUCAACGGUCGUCGAGAAACGGCCGCUGGGCCUGGACCACACGUAGCGAUGAGGGCCUGGACGAGUUCGGUGAAGCCCCUCCAGCCUAUGAGCCCAAGGCAAAGCCGGGUCAGGCUUACGCUCGCGAGGGUAGCUUCGAGAUGGCACACCACGUCGAGCACACCGCGAGAGGUGCCAUGCCUCCGCCCCCGCCCAUCGGCGGCACAGCAGGCGUCGGCCGUGGCUCUCUGCCUCCGGAUUACGGCACAGCUACCGGCUCCACGUCUUCUUCGACUCCGCCGCCUGCCGUUACCAGCCCGCCUACGGCGAUGACUAGGCACUAAUACCAUCACGCACCCAUCACCACUGGGGUUUAUCAACACUGAUCACCUCCCACUUUUCACAACAUCUUUUUUUCAUUCAUCGGCGUUACAACGAGGCACAAAAAGGGGCGUUUAAGGGAAAGCACAGCAAUGAUACCAUGUUUGAGUUGGGAAUGGGUCCCAUUUUUUCAUCCAAGUCACAGAGCAUACAAGCGGGGGGAGCAGGAUCACAAUCAUCAUCGCAUCGACACAUUACGAGAGACGGUCAACGUCUGGGAUAUGGGCGGGAGGAGGACUGAGGGGUGUUGAAAUGGACCAGUCUGUUGCGUAGGCUACGGGAUAACUGAAGCCCGCAAAGGAUCUUCGGCGGAACACCAUCCAUUCGCAGACAGAAUGCCACAGUUGUUGAUACUGAGGCUGAAUGCAGCAUAUUUCAUGUCUAUUGUAGCCACUACAGUAUUAGUAGCCAGG